AUGAACAACAACCGAACGUGGCAGGCCACGCCUGUUCACAAUGCCAAAUACUUUUUCGCCUCGCCCACCUACAACAAAUGGGUGAAGCUAACAGCCGCCGACAUCCACGGCCUACGUGAAGUACCCGGUUUCGAAGGUCAAAAGAUCUACUUCCACCUCAAUCACCCCAUCCGCUUCGUCUACCUCGUCGCCCCCAUCGUCGCAAUUCAAGACAUCCCAAACACAAAAUUCUUCAUCUUGACCUUGGACGACAGCAGCAAUGCCUGCAUCGACGUCAAGAUCGAGCGCGGAGACCCUGCCAAAGUCGACGCAGACAGCACUUCGAACACCACUGUCCCAAACUUAGACAUCAAUACUGCUCUUGGCUAUGACAGCGAAAUCAAGAUUGAUGGCCAGAGAGUAGAUAUCGGGACUGUGGUCAAGGCGAAGUGCACAAUUGGGAGUUUCAGGGGUGUCAAGCAAUUGGAAUUGAAGAGGUGUGGUGUUAUCAAAGAUACUACGGAGGAAGUUGCCGCUUGGGAAAGCAUGGCAGAGUUCAAGAGGGAUGUGCUCGCUGGCCCCUGGGUGCUGGACGCUGCUGAUCAAGCUGCGUUGGAUCUACAGAUCCAGCAAGAAGCCUUGAAAGAGCAAGAAGAGGAGAAGAGAGAAAGACGCAGUCAGAGGGCUCGCCAGAAGCGGGAAGAACAGCGAGUCGAGAGAAGAAAGCUCCGAGAGGAAGAGAAGGAACGGAGAAGGCUAGCCCUUGAGAGGAAAUACAACCAAGGUGCUUUGAUCUGA
Aureobasidium namibiae CBS 147.97 is the source of this 777-nucleotide messenger RNA. RefSeq lists its product as uncharacterized. The transcript has 2 exons. Bases 1 to 777 code for a protein of 258 amino acids. NCBI's taxonomy places the organism in Eukaryota, Fungi, Ascomycota, Dothideomycetes, Dothideales, Saccotheciaceae. The record is from RefSeq and is a predicted model, not a curated record.